Messenger RNA from Daphnia magna, 3338 nucleotides. RefSeq lists its product as uncharacterized. The transcript has 10 exons. The coding region runs from base 1496 to 2965 and encodes 489 amino acids. NCBI's taxonomy places the organism in Eukaryota, Metazoa, Arthropoda, Branchiopoda, Diplostraca, Daphniidae. The record is from RefSeq and is a predicted model, not a curated record.
AAAUAUUCUUACCAAGCAAUUAAUAUUUGAAAAAUAAUCAAAUGUGCAUAGACCACCCUCGCCGAUCGCUAGAGUCUGGAUCAAGCCUAAUAACAAGGAUAGUUCCUUGUUUCCAAUCCUACGAGUAUAGUAUGACAAAAGUUGCUCGCCUGUAGAAGGCGUAUCUACAGCGAAAAGCAUGUCAUGCUCCAUUUCACGAAUUCGAUACGCAUUAACUUAACUAAUCGAACGAUCCCGUUAGGAUGAGCGGGUGUCAUUUCGUCCUAAUACACGCCAAUUAACUAAGCCAAAGAUACGUAGGGUACAAACGUCGGAUGGACGUGGCUACCUUCAACUGUAAUCAAGGUUUUUCAAGGCCAUAGUUUCGUCAACGAAUGGCGAUUACCGUGCAAAAGUUGUGCAACAGUCUCUUUAGGAAUGCACAACAAACAAAAAAUAAAAAGAGAAGAAAGGCAGAAGGUCACUAUAACAGGAAAACCGGAAAGCCAAACGCUAUUGCGUCGGAAGGUCAAGCAAGAAUGGCAAUUGUAACUUUAGGUAUCAUUUUUAACUCGAGAAAGUGAUUGAGCUUCGAGCACUGGAUUUAUUUUUCUAUCUCGCUUUUACAACGUGACCAAUUCCGGACUGGCGAUCCUAAGCUCCACAUCACACGUAGGACGAUGGAGGAAUGACCUGUUUCGACCCCGACUCCAAAAUACAUUUUGAUUUUCUUAAACACGUUUCAGUUUCAGUCUUUGUUUUGAAAUCGAAUAUAAAUUUAUGUAGUGUUGAUUAACGUCAAAUUUACAAAAAGGCCAUGUCCAUAUAGAUUCGAAAGUUUUGUACGUUGUGUAACAGUUGCAUAGUUUCAAAAUGGAAGGAAAUCUUACUCAUGAAGAAGAAGCCUCACGCCAAAGGGUGCAUGAGCUGCUUCAAAAAUUUUUGGCUGGAGAGUUCAAGCUGAUUGUUGAUCUCAAUCCUGAAACUGAAUCUCAUGCCACAUCACAAAUGACAACACACCUGUUUACUGCUCUGAAAAAAUUGCCUUCAACAUUGCAACUGUGAACUCAGCCACCAAAUUUUGCUAUUUCUGGUCAAAAAUGCACAAUGCAGCAAGCAAUUUUCAUGGAAAAUGUUUCUUAAAUUUCUAAAAAAAGAUCCUAAUUUGUUAUUCUUUUGCCAGAGGCUACAAAAGUAUUUGGCAAGUUUAAGAUGAUGCAUCAAGAUGAAAUUCAUCUGGUCAACACAAUCCAUCUUCUAACGAAAGGAAUCUAUCGAAAAGCUUAGCUGGAAGCAAUAAAAUUUGAUGGCAAAGUGUUGUCAAAUGAGGCCUGUGCUAUGUCUGCCAAAACUGCCUCUUCAGCUUUACUUGUAAGUUAUGCAAUGAUUUUGGAAUGCCACUUAAUCCAGCCUGAAGAUGAAUUGCUUCCUGAUGUGAAGGAGUUCUUUCAUCAAAUUGUUUCAAAGAACGCCUAGCUUUCUACCUUUGCUUGUUGAACCCUAAAUUUUUGUUUUAAUGCAAUUAAACUUACAAGAAGAAGCUGAGACAUUCCUUCAGAAAUAUGUGGAUAUGGAGUCAAAAGGAAACAUAGAAAUAACUUCUGCACUGCAUGCUUUAAACAUAAUGAAGAUACACUUGCCAAAAGCUAGCUUAAAGCUUACCAUAUCUCUUCUGGAAAUGAUCGCCGAUAGAUUUUCAGGGGAUCCCAAGGUUCUGGAGCUUUGCCACCAUCAUAUGCACAUUCAUAGUUCCCUGAUGGAGUGUCAGUUCGACAAAGAAUGUAGUUCUGAUUUAGGAUCGUAUGGAGGCGCCGCUUCUCAUUCACAUGAACAUGAUCAUCUCAACAAGUGUCUGCGUUUGAUUGUUUACUUCCUAGAUGUGCACAUCUUUAAUGCACCGUCUCCUGACACAAGAGAAGCAUGGAAAAUUAUGACCGACACCAUACGAAGAAUUUGUUUGCAAGGAGCUGAAAAAUGUCUUCAGUGCAUUGUCGAGCUCUGGCAUAAUGAUAGAAAAAGAUGGUGGCCUUGCUUUCGCCUUCCACGCUCCGGAUUACCCCCUACUCUCGCACCUGAUGACGCAGAAUUCUUUUCGAACAAAGGUUUUGUCUGCUACAUUCUGGAAUCCAACAAUCAUCCAUUUGUCGCCGGAUUGAUGGAUCAUGGAGAGCUUCGUUUGUUGAAGUCCCUGAUCAAAGAGACGAGCCAUACCAAGCUCAAAUUGGACGAAAACAUUGAACGUCUUCUUAGAGCUAACAAACCGCUAGACCCCGUGCCUUUAAUUUCGCCGACUGAAGUACUGCAGUCGAAUUUAACUGGCAACAAAGCUAAUGGAUUCUCUUCCAAGUUUCAAUCGAUCGACUCUAAACAAAAAGCCAAGGAUUUUGCCCAAUACCUUAAAACUACAAAACCCAUUAAACCGAAAGAAGAGUACAAAUCAGCGGGCAAGAUUCACGCGAGCACUAUCGAGCUGUUAAAACUUCCGAUAGACGAGUUGCUGGCCAAACGAUACGAGAAGCGCAGAAAAUUACGUCUCCAAUCCAGAAAACGUCAGACAAACAGUUCUCCAAAUAAUGCACCAAAAGCGGGUUGUUCUCAAUCUACUGUGGAUUCUUCUUCCUUCCAGUUGGAUUUAUCGAAAUGUAAUAUUGACGGUGCAAAAGUGGGCGGUGGCAGCUCCAAGCAAAAUGAUCGGGACGGACACGAGACUCUAGCUUCCAGCGUCUGCAAAAACAUCGUGGAUAAGGCAGUCAAUGUUAACCAAAUCGUUAAAAACCUCAAAGUUUACCUUAGUAAGCCCAGUAUUUCGGAACCAUCAACAAGUGAAAAUCCUGUGGCAUGCAACACUAACAUCAAAUCGGAAGACCAAACACGCGUCACCAACAACACGCUUAUGAAAACAAGAACACUGUCCAAUAAAUGCAGCAAGGCAAAAACUUCAUCAACCAAGAUAGGGAAGGAAGAGCUUGCCACUUGUAGAUGGUGAUAACGAGGUUAAGAUAAAAAAUCCUGGAGCCAUUAACAAGAUAUUAUCGGCAAAAAACAAUCCGUCUUCUCAUAAAUCGCUGGUGACUGGAGUGGAGUACCUGAAUGUGGUAGAAGAAUCGGCUGAAGAGGUGAUUCAAAUUUCCUCGACAUCUUCGUCUACACAACGCCCCGCAAAAAAGCCAGGAAAACAAUGUUCAACAAGGCAGCAGCGUAAAUCCACCCGUCAACGUCCGCUUAAAUAAGAGAAAACCGGUUAACAACAAGUUAAACAACGAAAAUUUGAACACUAAAAUAACUUCUAUUUGAUAAUAUUAAAAAAAUCUACUUACGUUAAAGUGUGGCCUAAGAAAUUCUAAUAAACAAAAUGUACU